This is a messenger RNA of Arabidopsis lyrata subsp. lyrata, 2228 nucleotides long. RefSeq names its product glucomannan 4-beta-mannosyltransferase 2. Lineage: Eukaryota; Viridiplantae; Streptophyta; Magnoliopsida; Brassicales; Brassicaceae. The transcript has 9 exons. Bases 181 to 1785 code for a protein of 534 amino acids. Gene Ontology annotation, molecular function: mannan synthase activity. The record is from RefSeq and is a predicted model, not a curated record. Gene Ontology annotation, cellular component: Golgi apparatus.
UAAACCACAUUUCUCCUUCUGGCUCUCUCUCUUCCUAAGUUUUCUCUCUCUUUAAAACUAUAGAGAGAGAAAAGCCUCCAUUUUCUCAAGGCAAUCUCUCUCUCUACAUCAUUCCAUAAACCCAUUACACAAAAGCCCGCCAUUGUUACACUCAAAGAGAAGAGAAGAGACAAGGAAAAAAUGGAAGGUGUUUCACCAAAGUUUGUGUUGCCGGAGACAUUCGACGGCGUGAGGAUGGAGAUCACAGGGCAACUAGGCAUGAUCUGGGAGCUUGUAAAAGCACCAGUGAUUGUCCCUCUUCUUCAAUUAGCUGUUUACAUCUGUUUGCUUAUGUCUGUCAUGCUUUUAUGUGAGAGGGUUUACAUGGGAAUCGUCAUCGUUCUCGUCAAACUCUUCUGGAAAAAACCAGACAAACGUUACAAAUUCGAGCCCAUUCACGAUGAUGAAGAGCUUGGUAGCUCCAAUUUCCCAGUCGUCCUCGUACAAAUCCCCAUGUUCAACGAACGAGAGGUUUAUAAGCUAUCAAUAGGAGCGGCGUGUGGACUCUCUUGGCCGUCCGAUCGUCUCGUGAUUCAAGUGUUAGAUGACUCAACAGAUCCUACUGUUAAGCAAAUGGUGGAAAUGGAGUGCCAAAGAUGGGCAAGUAAAGGAAUCAAUAUUAGGUAUCAAAUAAGAGAAAAUAGAGUUGGUUACAAAGCCGGUGCUUUAAAGGAAGGACUCAAACGUAGUUAUGUCAAACAUUGUGAGUAUGUUGUCAUCUUCGACGCCGAUUUUCAGCCCGAACCGGAUUUUCUUCGCCGUAGCAUUCCUUUUCUCAUGCACAAUCCCAACAUUGCCUUGGUUCAGGCCCGAUGGCGGUUCGUAAAUUCUGAUGAGUGCUUAUUGACAAGGAUGCAAGAAAUGUCGUUGGAUUACCAUUUCACUGUUGAGCAAGAAGUCGGUUCAUCAACACAUGCUUUUUUCGGCUUCAACGGAACCGCCGGAAUCUGGAGAAUAGCGGCGAUAAAUGAAGCUGGCGGGUGGAAAGAUAGGACCACCGUGGAAGAUAUGGAUCUCGCCGUCCGAGCUAGUCUUCGCGGCUGGAAAUUUCUCUACCUCGGUGACCUUCAGGUGAAAAGUGAACUUCCAAGUACUUUUAGAGCCUUCCGUUUUCAGCAACAUAGAUGGUCUUGUGGACCUGCAAAUCUCUUUAGGAAAAUGGUUAUGGAGAUCAUAAGAAACAAGAAAGUGAGAUUCUGGAAGAAAGUGUAUGUGAUCUACAGUUUCUUCUUUGUGAGGAAAAUCAUUGCACAUUGGGUUACAUUUUGUUUCUACUGCGUUGUUCUUCCUCUUACUAUUCUCGUCCCCGAAGUUAAAGUUCCGAUUUGGGGUUCCGUUUAUAUCCCUUCCAUCAUCACUAUCCUCAACUCAGUCGGUACUCCAAGGUCGAUUCAUCUGCUGUUCUAUUGGAUUCUAUUUGAGAAUGUGAUGUCGUUGCACCGGACAAAGGCUACUCUCAUUGGUCUAUUUGAGGCAGGAAGGGCUAACGAAUGGGUCGUGACUGCUAAGCUUGGGAGCGGUCAGAGUGCUAAAGGAAACACAAAAGGGCUCAAAAGGUUCCCAAGAAUCUUCAAAUUGCCUGAUCGAUUGAAUACAUUGGAGCUUGGAUUCGCGGCGUUCUUGUUCGUGUGUGGAUGCUAUGACUUUGUGCACGGGAAGAACAAUUACUUCAUCUACUUGUUUCUUCAGACAAUGUCUUUCUUCAUCAGUGGGCUUGGCUGGAUCGGGACUUAUGUCCCGAGUUAGUAGAGUUGUGUUCUGGUAACAUGUUUCAGGGAGAAAAGAGAAGGUUAUUAAUUUUUCUGGAGAAAUAAAGACAAUUUUAAAUGACAAAGGAAAAUUGAUAGGGGAGAUAGAGACGUACCGGUAACAAGUAGGAAGAAAGGAGACUUUUAUCAAAAGACAAGGAAAGAGGAGAAACUCCGAAGUGUUUCUUUUGAUUUAUUUUCAAUUUUUCUGUGUUUUAUUUACAAAUAUUUAGCUAUGGGAUUUAUUUGUGAUUCAGUAAUUGUGAGACUUCAAUUUUUGUUCUUUCUUUUUCUUUUUCUUUUCUUGGUUUUUGGGUUUUUUUUUUUUUAAAGUGUUAGUUUUUUUUUUCUUUUGUUUUUUAUGAUUUAGAAUUCAAGAUUCUGCUUGAGCUACAAGUGUUUAGAUUGAUGCAAGGGUUCAAAAUUCCUAGUUGUCAUCAA